CUCGCCUUCUCUACCCCUCCCGCGCCGCCAUCGAGCAAUGCAUUCUUCACCUUCAAUGACUGUGUUAUGGGUUCCUGCGUCGCCGCCUCAGCUCUGUUGAAAGCGUGGCUGUCGUGGCUGCGGAGUGGUUUUCUGUGGAGGCUGCUUGGACUGCCCGCCGCUUUAUUGGCCCUGCACCUGGAGAUUUACGGCAGCUCACCCGCCGCGACUUCGCUUAUCCUCCACCGACUUUCUCGCCGCUUGCGCUUCCCAGCCUUCUGCGUCGUCAACAAAAAGAAAGGCCAUGAUAUGAACACCAUCUUCUUUGUUGGAGGAUCAGAUGUCAUGGACACUCCUCAGUCACUCUUGCCCUCCAUGUUGAACCCGAGGUCCAAGGGCGUUGCCCGUAAGCGAUCCAUGACCCUGAACGACAAGGACCAUAUGCUGCCGUUGCCACCAUCAGGGGGAUCCCCAAACAAUCUUGGCCCGCCGUCCAAACAUCUUCCUGGUCCUUUACCAUCUUCAUCCAACUCUCCUUCGUCCACCAGCACGCUCUCUCAUUCUUCCCCCACCCCUUUGAUGCCUUCUCACGCUCGCUCUAUGUCGCAUGCCGACGUCGUCAAACAGGGCAAGCGCCUGUCCUUGCACUUUCCCAUUCAGCCAGCUGCCGGCAGCCCUUCACCAGCCUUUUCUCCUCGUUCACGCCCGCAGUCCUGGGUAUCCACUCCCAUCAUUUCUACCCCCGUUUUCUCCCCUGGCGUCAUCCCCUCGCCAACCGAGGGCAAUUUCCUCGCCGUCCUCGCCGCUCAGGAACGCCGCGUCCUAGAGCUCAAAGAAGAGCUUGCCAAAGCCGAGAGCGAUCUCAAGAGCCUCAAGUCCCACUGGGCGUCGCACGAGUCUGUCAAGCAACGCAACGAGCUUAAGAAUGUCACUCAGCUGCAGCCCCUCAAUACCACCAUCACCAAGUACCCACUAGACAAAGAUGACGAUGACGGGUCCACGCUGUGGCUUCAGAAGGAAAUGGAGCGCAGGAAGAGCCUACUCAGUGGCACGAAGACGUCGUCGCGGAAGGUAUUCAGUGGCUCACGACACAUGCGGACCUUGUCUUUGCUCUCUCCUGAGCAAAACUUUUCUCCAUCCUUCCCCCAACCACUCGACAUCGACGACCCCAAGGACGAGGCAAACAAGCGACCGCAAACCCUCGCUCGCAAUUCGAUUUCCCCUGGUAAUGCCAAUCACAUCACCGAUACCAUCAACGAUGACCGUUAUGAUUUGGGUGGUCUUUCGGCCAUCCAACGCGAUGCACUCCUUCGCACCGGGAAGCAAAUGGCGACUGAUUUCAAGGACGGACUACUGACGUUCAUUGAAGACAUUCGUCAAGCUACUGUUGGGGAUGAGGCGAUCAUUGGUGUCGAUGGUUCAGGGUCUCUUGGUGUCAGGAGUCCUUCCAUCAAAAACAAUCGGAAGACCUCCGAGGCUCGGCCAGCUUUGAACAGAGCCUCAAGCUUACAGAAUACCCCUGCAACAAAUACGGAUGACAUCGCGGACGACUUUUGGAAAGCAAACGGCUUGAGUGAGCCGAAAGCCACACCCCCGAAUAAGAAAACGCAUGCCAAAAGUACUCGAACGCCUCAAAAACCUAUGCCAGAAGUAGCCAAAGACUUCGAGAGCUGGGAUAGCUGGGAUACACCGAACGAAAAAUAUGCCGCACAGCCAGAACCCAGCAGUAGCUCCUCUGAUGAAUCCGAUGCACCAUCGUCAUCGGUGUCAGGUAACUCAGGUCGAAGCAGUGCAAGAACUAGCACCAGCUCUGUCGGUACCUUUGACGAAACCUCUAUGGGUGAUCCUAAGCGCAAGUCUAUCCCAUGGCCGGACCUAGUCAAGCUUUCUCCGACGAAUCUGAAGCGGACCGCCUCACAUUUGAUGAAAGAGUGGGAGAAGAAUCUUACCCCUCCCCCCUCAUCUCGCGACUCUGGCCAUGUUAGUGGUGAUUACAUAGGUCGAUCGGGGUCACCUGCUGGACUACCUUGAAUGAUGUAUGACUUUAUGUCACUUGAUGAUACCAUGAUCUAAGGCACAAUGUCUAGACAAAUGUUUAUUAUUAAUUUCUUGAGGAGGAUUUCGAAUGGUGGCUUGAUGGAAGAUCAAUUGUCUACAGCACAAGGCUCAGGCAUGAGACCCUUGUUAAAGUUGGAGCGUUGUUAUUGGUUGUCUUAGUCCGAGUUUCCGUGUCCCUCCUUAGCGUUGAUGCUGCAUAAUGAGAAGACAUGUAUUAAAACAA
Lindgomyces ingoldianus is the source of this 2260-nucleotide messenger RNA. RefSeq lists its product as uncharacterized. NCBI's taxonomy places the organism in Eukaryota, Fungi, Ascomycota, Dothideomycetes, Pleosporales, Lindgomycetaceae. The coding region runs from base 67 to 2010 and encodes 647 amino acids. The record is from RefSeq and is a predicted model, not a curated record. The transcript has 2 exons.